UUUUAACAUACGUCAGAUCUUGCACAUAUUUUUAACAUAUCUAAAUAGAAGUUUGUUUAAUUACUUAUGAAAUGAUUGUAACGUGCUGUUCGUACAGGAAGAUCACCGUUUAGCGGUUGGUAGCAGAAGGGCGUUGACAUUUAAUCAAAAAGGCGAAACGAGAAGAUGCGUCUGUGACAUUAAUUCGCCAGUAGCAACCCGAUCGGAUUCGUUGUUACUCCUGAUCUCUCAUGAACUAAUCGGGGAAACAUGUCAAUUAAUUUAACGAAAAAUAAAGACGCACUGGUGGCCGCUUGGCACAGCGUAGUCGACGAUAAAUCGUCUACUAACUGGGCUGUAUUUGGAUAUGAAGGACAAACAAACAAUUUAAAGGUUGUUGGAACUGGGAACGGUGGUUUGGAGGAGAUGAUUGACCGUUUAAAUAGUAGUCAUAUCAUGUAUGCCUUUUGUCGAGUAAUAGACACUAAGACAAGCCUUCCGAAAUGUCUGUUAAUAAAUUGGCAAGGAGAAGGUGCUCCAAUACUUAGAAAGGGGACAUGUGCAAAUCAUAUUAGAGAUGUAGAAAAAUUACUGAAAGGUGCUCACAUAACAAUUACUGCUAGGUCUGAGGAUGAUGUAGAAGUAGAUUCUAUUAUGGAAAAGCUAGCCAGAGCAACUGCAUCUGCCUACAAAUUUAAUGAGCCCAGAGGGGAGAACGAAGGUAAUGCAGGUCCAGUUGGUACCACAUAUCGAAGAGUCAACCCUGAACAAGAAAUAAAUGCAAUUGAACGCGACCAGUUUUGGCAGAAAGAAGAACUGGAAGAAAAAAAAAGAUUAGAACAAGAACGUAUUAAAUCUGAGGCAGAACGUCAGCGCCUUGAAGAAGAAGUUAGGAUGAGAGAGGAGAAAGAAGCUAUGCUUAGAGAACAACAAGUCACUGCCAAAGAAAAUUCAAUAGCUCGUCAGAAGUUGGCAGAACAACGUGCGGAGGAGGCAAAUAAUAUACGUAAUCAGAUUGCAGCAAGUCAACAUUACAGCAACGAUGUCGAAGAUGAUCAUAAGUCGCGAAGCGAUGAAUUGCGCCGACAAAGGACUAAAGAAACACAACAAUUAAUUGCUCAAAGAACAAUAAAUGCCCGAGCAGUUUUUGAGCAGAACUCGGCUGCCGGUCAGAUGAAAUCUACCUCGGUACAGCAGCAAUAUGUACAAAAGAAUAAUCAUGUGGAGGCGGCUAAGAAAGCGCUUGAAGAGACUCAGCAAAAGGUAAUACCUCAUACUACAGCACAAGAAGAAGUAAAGACUGAAGUAAAUAGUGCACAUAACUCGGAAGUAGCUACGAAUUCUGCUAUAAAUAUACCUGCAACUCAAAGUGAACCUGUGGAGUCCAAUGCAACUGAGCCACAAGAAGACUCUGAGCAACCAUCAGCGACGAAAGAAGCAGUUACUGAAAAUGAAUUGUACAACCAAAUGGAUGGACAAUAUUUGUACUUCGAUCCAAACAACGAAGGAAUGAAAGCAAGAGCUUUGUAUGAUUAUCAAGCUGCUGAUGAUACAGAAAUUACAUUUGAUCCGGGUGACAUUAUUACACACAUAGAUGCCAUUGAUGAGGGAUGGUGGCAAGGUCUCGGACCUGAUGGAACUUAUGGACUUUUUCCCGCUAAUUAUGUUGAAGUUAUCGAGUAUAACACAACAUGAUAAAAAACAAACUUGUGAAAAUAGAAUACCUUUUCUUCUGAUUGAAAAGAAACAGUACUUGCUUUUUUAUAUUCAAAAGGUGAUUCAGUAUUUUCGUUGUUCUGGUAACAUCGCAUUUUCCUUUGAAUACUGAACUUACAAUUCAAAGGAUUUAGGUACAGUGUAUUCUAAAGAAUGUAAACGAGUAGUGCGUACGUAUUUAUAAUGAAGGAGCGAAUUAUGUUUUAAAAAUUUGAUGCACGCUCAUUAACGAAGGAAUUUAAUACGUUUAAUAAUAAUUAUGCAAGGAACGAUA
Messenger RNA from Dufourea novaeangliae, 1969 nucleotides. RefSeq names its product drebrin-like protein (gene Abp1). Gene Ontology annotation, cellular component: dendrite; lamellipodium; plasma membrane. NCBI's taxonomy places the organism in Eukaryota, Metazoa, Arthropoda, Insecta, Hymenoptera, Halictidae. Bases 250 to 1674 code for a protein of 474 amino acids. The record is from RefSeq and is a predicted model, not a curated record. Gene Ontology annotation, molecular function: actin filament binding. The transcript has 5 exons. Gene Ontology annotation, biological process: neuron projection morphogenesis; positive regulation of dendritic spine morphogenesis; regulation of actin filament polymerization.